AUGAAGAACCAACAAGUGAACUAUUCAGGACUGAAUAUGGCCAAGGAACCAAAGAGGCAGCAAAGCAAAUCUAAGGGCGGGAAAAGCUCCAUUUCAGUAACUGAACAGGAAAUAACCCAAGUGGAAUUAAACCUUCAAAAUGCUCCUCUGGAUCUCCAGGGGAAGGAGAAGACCUGCUACUACAAAGUUUCACUGUUAUCUCCAGAGAAGCUCGUUGCUGAGAUUUUGGCCGUCGUUUGCAUUGUCCUAGUGGGCUCUGUGCUAAAAAUGAUAUUAAUAGCUCUUGUUCCCUUUACAUUAACACAGAAGCUGAACAAUUCUUCACAGAUUAUAAGAACUCAGAAAGCAUAUCAUUGUGCUCGUUGUCCAGAGGAGUGGUUCACAUAUUCCACCAAUUGUUAUUACAUUAGCAAGGAAUUCAAAACUUGGGAUGAGAGUGUGACGGCCUGUGCUUCUAACAACUCUAAUCUGCUUUACAUAGAUAAUGAAGAAGAAAUGAAAGACCUCUGCUCUAUUUCAGUC
Messenger RNA from Propithecus coquereli (Coquerel's sifaka), 522 nucleotides. Its product is annotated as NKG2-A/NKG2-B type II integral membrane protein-like. The record is from RefSeq and is a predicted model, not a curated record. Lineage: Eukaryota; Metazoa; Chordata; Mammalia; Primates; Indriidae. The annotation marks the transcript as partial. The transcript is spliced from 5 exons. Gene Ontology annotation, biological process: stimulatory C-type lectin receptor signaling pathway; positive regulation of natural killer cell mediated cytotoxicity.